Molecule: messenger RNA, 3964 nt
Organism: Acipenser ruthenus (sterlet)
Lineage: Eukaryota; Metazoa; Chordata; Actinopteri; Acipenseriformes; Acipenseridae
Gene: rbbp8nl
Product: retinoblastoma binding protein 8-like
Exons: 15
Coding region: 269-2032 (587 amino acids)
Biological process (GO): double-strand break repair via homologous recombination; DNA double-strand break processing involved in repair via single-strand annealing
Cellular component (GO): site of double-strand break
Molecular function (GO): double-stranded DNA binding; flap-structured DNA binding; damaged DNA binding
Source: RefSeq, a predicted model, not a curated record
CCAACAGGCUCUGCUUGAGCUCUGCAUCUGUGUCUAACAAAGGCAAACUGCUUGGGCAAGUUUCUCACAGGGAGCUGAAGCUCAUUCCCCUGUGUGUUGGGCUCUUGUGCGAGGCUCUAGCAAAAUUCUCCUGGGCAUUUCUCUUUCCACAUAGCAUCUUAAGGAAUGGAGAACUGGGAGUGUGAACUUUGAAACUAGGAAGAAAGAAGUAUAAGGGAUACAGGAUUUCCGGUGCUCCAGUACAGUGACAGACAGCCUUGGUUUUGCCAUGCCUAUGGACAGCUUUGAGGAGCUGCAUAACAAGCUCCGGGAGCUCCACGAGAAGGAGAUACACAGUUUGCAAGCAAAGGUUACAGAGCUGACCAUGGAAAAAUGCUGUGACUCACAGAGGAUAGAGGAUUUAUUCAAGAAAAACCAGCAGCUACGAGAACACCAGAAGAUGCUUCAUGAGAAUGUCAAGCUGUUGGAAAACAGGUUACGAGCUGGUCUGUGCGACAGGUGUACUGUCACUCAAGAUGUGGCUAAGAAGAAGCAGCAGGACUAUGAGACUUCUCAACUACACAGUCUCCAGCACAUUACCAUUCUGGUCAACGAGAUGAACGUGUUGAAAAAGGAAAACAAAAAGCUUCUGGAAGAGGUCAAGAACCUCAGAAGCAUGUUGGAUGAAAUGAAUGGCAGACAUCCCAAAGCACCAAUCCCAGGAUGCAGCUCACAGACAGACGUAGCCAAACAGACGUUAGAGGAAAGGGCUGUGAGGCUGCAGUUCCACAACAGUCUUGAGAAAAGAUGCCACCAGCAACUAUCAGAGGGAGGGAUGUCUGGAUAUGGAAAGCCAACAAGUUGGAGCGGACAUGAAACUCAAGUAACUGUUGAUCAGAAAACCGAUCAAGAAACUGACAGUAAGAACACCCAGCUGGUUUCAAAUCAACUCCACCGAACCAUUGCAAUGAUGGCAUCUUGCAUGAGAACAGAAAGUGCCAGAGCAAGCCCAGGGGCAGAGAACAGGAAUGAAAGCAAGGCAGGAGUUAAGGGUUCAGAGAAGCCUAAGAGACAUGAAGUGGUUUCCCCACCAGCAGUUAGAAUCAGGAUCCCAACAGAAGAAAAACCCCACAUCCUCAAUGCACAACUGGCAUACCGUGCUCACAGCGAACAAGCACUCCGACUCAAGCUAGACUGGGGUAGCAGACGUCAAGAAAAGCUUGGAGAUCACAAGUCGGCAGUGGAUUGUUAUGAAAGUGUUUACUACAUGAAGGGCCGUAGUGAGGAGUGGACUGUACCACAACACUUCCAUGCCGACGUGGACCCAAAGAAAGGAACGAUCAACAACGCAAGUCCAGAACAUUUCUGGCAUGAAAAUAAGUUUUACCAGCCGGCACCCAGUGGUCUCAGCAAAACCCACAAGGGUGAAAAUAAUAGAACUGAUGGAAUUCUGACACGGGAAGAGAGAAGCCGGCCUUUAAAUCACAACGGAAGUGAUCAGAAGACAGAAACGGCCGAAGCACCUUUAGAUCUAUCCGAUUACAGAAGAUCCAAAGAUCAGGGCCACCCCAGCAUGAAGGCUGAGGCCGGCGCAGAAAGCCCAAGAUCCACAUUAGAGUCAGGGGAACUACAGGGAGCUGAGUCCAACAACUCGUCUCAUCUUAGAGCAGUCAAGCGGUCCUAUAGUGACACAUCGUCCAGUGUGGAUCCAGACCAAUCGCCAGUGUCUUCUCACUCAGUCGCCAGUCACCACUUCCAUCAAGCAAACGAUGGAGACAACGAGGACAGCUCAGAUCAAAAUGAAGAAAAGGACAUCGGAAUUUCAAAACAGUCAAGAAAGGAAAAUGAAGAAAUGAAGCAGAGUUUAGGAAAAGCACUUUACCCAGUCGUCGUCUUGAAAAUGCUGAAGACAGAAACAGAGGCUCCAGAGUCAUCGGACAGCAAGAGGGGUGCUGCUGAUGAGUCUGAAGAGCCAAAUUGCUCCGAAGGGAACGGGAAGGAAAGAAAGAAAAGGAAAAGAGGCGAGGGGCAGGGCAAUGUAGCUUUGGACUGAGGAAACACAUUCUCUACGCCAGUAAAGAAAGUUUGCCCUCGGAAAUGAAAGCUGCCUUCAUUCUUCCCCGUGGAGCUACAGUCUUUUUAGCCUUUUAACUCCAUUUCCAAUACCCCCUGUGUUUAUCUCUGCAAAAGGAAUCAUCUGUUCCCAGUGCCACGCCCAUUGAAAGCACUUGCAACCAUUGGACUUGGAUAUGCUGUGUCUGGACAUCACCAUGGAUACAAUAGAAUGUGUUCUUGAGGGGCCAAAAGCCAGACUCACAGUAUGCCUGCCAUAGCAUAAAUUCAGUCUCCAGACUGAUUGGUCCAAUGAAUUUGCUUGCCUCAAAAGUGUCAUAAAUGAGUUUACUAAUUAUUCUAGUUAAAAUGUACAUCAAUGUGUUUUAUAUGCUAUGCGUUGAAAAUCUUUGCAGGAAGUUGUUUCAUCGACUGUUUGUCCAAAGAGUCUGUGGUGAUGUGUUACCUGCUUCAUGUGAGAAAACAUAAAGGAAUUUCCUCUAAAGUAAAUGUAGACACAAUGGGUCGUAUUUAUUAAACUUUAAAAAGGAUUAGAAGUCCAUUCUCUUUUUCCUAAGCACUAUUUAACGUCAGAGCGUGUUCAUAAACACUAUUCAAAUAUAAUUCCUCAAAACAAUCAUUUUGUGAAUAGGGCCCAAUAUUUCUAUAUGUAAAUAAUAAAAAGGAAGAUAUUCAUACUGCAUUUCCAAAUGCAAACACAUUUUGUUUUACAAAACUUCUUUGAAAGCACAGGUCUCCUCUAUUGUUUCACAUAAUACUUCCUGAUUCAUAAUUAAAUAGGAAUUUAGUCCCCUCUCUCUCUCUCUCUCUCUCUCUCUCUCUCUCUCUCUCUCUCUCUCUCUCUCUCUCUGGCUCGCUUAAGUUCAAAUACUUUAUUGGCAUAACAAGCAUUGUCAAAGAUACAAUGCAUUAGAGAACACAAAAGAACAGACAUGAAAUAAACAGAAUUAUAUAUAUACAGUAUAUAUAUAUAUAUAUAGUCACGAGUGACCCUAAAACCUGUCUUCCCUUUUUUGAGUGAAAGGUGUAUGCUGCAGAGAUGGAUGGCUCUUCGAUAGAAACAGCUUAAUUUAUUAGUUUUUUGCAGGUAUCAGGCUUUUAAAGACACAACUGUGGUGGCUUUGACAGACUCACUGAGAGCAGAAACUGAACCAAGACUGUCUGUCACUGCUACUGGUAGCAGGCUGAUCUUUGGGAUACAAAUUGAACAUUUGUGAAACUGCAACAAAUGUUGUAAUGACUGUAAUGUAUUUUAAAGAAUAUAAAGUCAGCAGAAAUAUUAAAUAAAUUGUUAAAACACACUAUUCAGAAAUAAAUGUUAUAAUGUACUCUGUAUUAGUUUAUGAGAAUAUUGUAGGAUUCUAUAUUCCUGUUAAUUCUAGUAUAACAGUAGAAAAAUAUUAUUAGUGAAUGUGUAAGGUCUGAAAAGAGAGCUCCUGGUAUCAAAAGGUCAGGCUGACCUACUGAAAGUUCCAAACUUCCCUUAUGAGGCAAAAGCAUCUUUUUAAUUUGACUCAGAACCUCAAACAUUCCGAUCUAGCGAGAACAGAAUGACAAACUCUAUGGAGCACAGUUAAUAUGCCAGAAACAAUUGAACUAAAAUAGGUUUGUGGUUCUACUAUAGUAAGAAAAAAAAAGUAUUUAAAUAAAUAAGAAACCUAAUAUAAUAACCUUAAGUAAAUGAAUGAGGAUGCUAGGUGCCUAAUUAAAAUUAAUCUCUUGCCUUCUGUGUAUAUCAAUGGAGUAAAAUAAAAUGACAAUUUAUAACAGAGACUGCUAUAUUGAAGUAUCUGAAUUAGAAAUACAUGUUAUAAAAUCAUUUAAAGUUAAACUGUUAUACAAAUAAAAUUAAGUUCAGUACUAACUGACAAUGUCACAAUAUUGUAAUAACUGUACUGUGUUUUAAAGCAUA